AUGAAAGGGCGACACGAGGUUAUACCACAUCUGGUUCAAGCCUGUCCGGAAUCGACUAGGGUGAAGGCAGAGGAAGGGGAGACUAUUUUGCAUUUGUGUGUUAAACAUAGUCGUUUGAUGUCAGUGGUGGAAUUGCUGAGCGAUUAUAUGGAGUUUGUCCACUCCAAGGACAACAAUGGCAACACCAUCUUGCAUCUUGCUGCAAUGCUCCAACAGGAGGAGACCAUCAAAUUCUUGCUCUCUAAAACGGGUGUCAGAGAGAAGGUAAAUUCCACGAAUGGGAAUGGUUUUACCGCUGUGGAUGUGUUGGAGCACUGUCCAAGAGACUUAAAAGGUAUGAAAAUCCAAGAUAUUAUGUUGGAGGCUGGCGUGCAAAGAGCCAGGGGUCUUCAAGCUGAUCUCGCACCAGCGUCAGUGAACUUCCCAAAGAAUACUAGAGCAAGGACAUCAUCACAGAACAUUUCGCUGCGGAGCAUGGCGAUCAAUGGCAUUUGUUUGGUUGGAGACUCUCUAGAAUGA
Messenger RNA from Ilex paraguariensis (yerba mate), 519 nucleotides. The record is from the annotation of a GenBank genome assembly. Lineage: Eukaryota; Viridiplantae; Streptophyta; Magnoliopsida; Aquifoliales; Aquifoliaceae.